AUGCAGCGCUCUGUCUGCUUCAUCGCCAAGGCCACCGGCGUCGCGGCGGCGUGCCUGCUCGCCUACCACGGCCUCCAACUGUAUUACAAAAACGACAUCACCAUCUACGUGACGGAGGUCGUGCAUCUGCCGGAGAUGACCGGGCGACGUCGCCGUCCGCAGACGGACUCAACCCUCACCUUAGCGAUUGAAGGCAAAGUGGAGAUGGAGACGUGCCUCAUGAACAGCUAUCGUUUUUUGUUGAAGCUAGCGGGGCAUGUGCGGACAGCCUUUCCCGACUCCGGCAAGUCCUCGUCGUCCACGCGAAAUCUACGUGGAACCCGACACCGUGUGCUCUCCCUCCAAGCAGGCGGCACCUACACCAGCUUCCGCGAUGAUGACUCGGCGAGUAAUAGCAGCAUCACGGGGGGUCGAAAGCACGGCCCUACCCUGCUGAUCACCGCCGUCGACCCGGUCGUAGACGCCUACGAGGCGGAGAGCAGUGGCCUCCUCACCUUCACCCCUGCGUGUGUCGGCGACGGCCUGCUGUGUCGUUACUCCUGCGUCGUGGGCGGCGCCACGGGCGACGAGGUGAGCAGCAGCAGCGGCUCUCCCACAGCGCCGUUGUCCUCCGCACCUCGCCGGGUCUUGCAGGACGGCGAUAGCGGCCUCGGCAGCAUCUUCGUCCGUAGCUGCUUUCUAGAAUCGGACGGCGAAACGGCGUACUGCCAGCGCCUCACGAUGGAGUUGGAGUUUAUGCAGCCCGUCUUCGGGGCGCGUGUUGUGAUUCGGCUCCCCAGUAAGUACUGCCGAGUUCAGCGUGGGAGCACUGGUGGGGUGGGCACGGUAACCCAGCUCCUGCACCAACCACGGAAGUGGGUCUGGGACAUCGGCGAAGUGACGGAGGCGAUGUGUGGCGUUCCUGCAGUUGACGGCGCCGUCGGUGGGGCGGGGGCGGUGGCUUCUGUGGAGGAGCUCAUGCCCGGCGCCAUAGUGCCUGCCGUGGACACCGCCAGUGCCCGGCUGGAGCUCGUCUUUGAGCAGCCACCGCCCGGGAUUUCCUUCGGAGAGGAAGACGACGCCGACCCGAGCGACGACAGCGACGACGAGCAGGACGAUGAAAAUCGGUUUAGCAGCCCCGUCAGCAGCGUCAAGUCCGGCUCCGCGAAGCGCCGCACGCGGUCGACAGCGAAGACGGCGCGCUGGUUGGGUGGCUCCUCCGGCAGCUCGCCUUCCUCCCCGGCCGCCGGUACAAAGCUGUCCGGCCGUGCCCGCAAGCGACAAGAGCGGGCGCGUCUUCGGGAAGGCAGCAGCAGCGCCGAGGUGCGCUCCCGCGGGGGCACCAGCAACGACGACGUGCCGUACGUUGAGGUCGUCUUCAGCGUCAAUGAGCUCCUCUCUGGCACGGCGGUGAAGAAGCUGCAGGUGCUGCAGGAAGCUCCCAACUGGACGCCGCGCAGUCGCCUCGACCGCCUCCUUCUCCGGCGCCUUAUCCCGAGUUUAGAAACGAUGAAACUGAGAAAGCUGGCACACUACACGACGUGGAUCGUUCAGCCCGUGGUGCUCUCGCAGUUGUGA
Messenger RNA from Leptomonas pyrrhocoris, 1557 nucleotides. RefSeq lists its product as hypothetical. The record is from RefSeq and is a predicted model, not a curated record. The transcript has a single exon. Bases 1 to 1557 code for a protein of 518 amino acids. Lineage: Eukaryota; Euglenozoa; Kinetoplastea; Trypanosomatida; Trypanosomatidae.